AUGACACGUCCCCUUCGCAUCGCUGUCCUUGAAUGCGACACGCCGAUCCCGCCCGUGCAGGCCAAGUUUGGUGGCUACGGAGACAUUUUCGAGGGUCUUCUGAAGAAGGGUCUAGAGGCGAGCAGCUCCACCGCUGAGAUCGAGGUUAGCAAGUGGCAUGUUGUGGAGAACCCCAUCUACCCCGACCCCAACAAGUGUGAUGCGUUGCUCCUCACUGGUAGCAGUAUGGUUGUCUUUUCUAGUACGUCAGGGCGCGGCUAA
This is a messenger RNA of Penicillium atrosanguineum, 261 nucleotides long. RefSeq lists its product as uncharacterized. The transcript has a single exon. Bases 1 to 261 code for a protein of 86 amino acids. The record is from RefSeq and is a predicted model, not a curated record. Lineage: Eukaryota; Fungi; Ascomycota; Eurotiomycetes; Eurotiales; Aspergillaceae.